GCCCCCUGCCCCGCCGCCCUGCCGGCCCGGCCCCGAGCGCCCGGAGCGCCCGCGCCCGCGCAGGGGCGGACCCGAGUGCCUCACCAACCCUCCCGCCCAGCUUCCCCGAAGCUUCUCCGCCAGGAGGAACCUGCCGCGCCGCCCGCCCCCCGGCCGCCGCGAGCCGCACUUGAACUCCGCCGCGCCGGCCUCCCACCUGGCGCCGCCCCGAGCGCGGCGAGGAGCGGCUGCCGCGCGCGCCGAUGAGAGGCCGGGAAGGAGCGUGAGGAGGGUCGGCGCGCGCCCGGGCGCCAGGGGUCCCCACUGGGGAGCGCGGCGCAGCACAGGCGGCCGGGAAGACCGCGGGGAAUGCCCGUGCGGCCCCUGGGCACCUCGGCGCAGUAAUGCCAGCAUGAUGUUUCGCUCAAGUCGCAUGUGGAGCUGUCACUGGAAAUGGAAGCCAAGUUCUCUUCUGUUCUUAUUUGCUUUAUAUCUUGUGCAUGUUCCUCAGUCAGUGUUGGGAUGUGCCCACUGCAGGGUCGUCCUGUCCAGCCCUUCCGGAACGUUUACUUCUCCGUGCUACCCUAAUGACUACCCUAACAGCCAGGCUUGCAUGUGGACGCUCCGAGCCCCCACCGGCUACAUCAUUCAGAUAACAUUUAAUGACUUCGACAUUGAAGAAGCUCCCAAUUGCAUUUAUGACUCAUUAUCCCUUGAUAAUGGAGAGAGCCAGACAAAAUUUUGUGGAGCAACUGCCAAAGGCCUAUCAUUUAACUCAAGUGCGAAUGAGAUGCAUGUGUCCUUUUCCAGUGAUUUUAGCAUCCAGAAGAAGGGCUUCAAUGCCAGCUACAUCAGAGUUGCUGUGUCCUUAAGGAAUCAAAAGGUCAUUUUACCCCAGGCACUUGAUGUUUACCAGGUGUCUGUUGCAAAAAGUGUCUCUAUUCCGCAGCUCAGUGCUUUCACGCUCUGUUUUGAAGCAACCAAAGUUGGCAAGGAAGACAGUGAAUGGAUAGCUUUCACCUACUCAGAUGCAUCCUUCACACAACUGCUCAGUUUUGGCAAGUCCAAGGGUGGCUACUUCAUAUCUAUUUCUGGCUCAAAAUGCUUACUAAACAGCGUGUUACCUGUAAAAGAUAAAGAAGACAUUUUCAUAGAAAACUUCGAGCAGCUGUGCAUCCUUUGGAAUAAUACUGUGGGUUCUGUUGGCGUGAAUUUCAAAAGAAACUAUGAAGCAGUCCCCUGCGAUUCUACCAUUGGUAAAGUUAUUCCUGGGAGUGGGAAAUUGGUGUUAGGCUCCAGUCAAAAUGAAGUUGCCUCUAUAAAAGGGGACAUUUAUAACUUCCGACUUUGGAAUUUUACCAUGAAUUCCAAAAUCCUCUCCAACCUCAGCUGUAAUGUGAAAGGGAAUGUGAUCGACUGGCAAAAUGACUUUUGGAAUAUCCCAACUCUAGCUCUGAAAGCUGAAAACAACCUAAGCUGUGGAUCCUACCUGAUCCCACUCCAAGUAGCAGAACUAGCCAGCUGUGUGGAUUUGGGGACCCUCUGCCAAGGGCUCCUGAAGAGAGACUUCUUGAAAAUGACCCAUAGCACAAGAGAAUCUGUAACACAAGAUGGAAUUGUCUUUAGAAUCUCCAUAGUGAUUCAAAACAUCCUUCGUCACCCUGAGGUUAAAGUACAGAGCAAGGUGGCAGAAUGGCUCAAUUCAACCUUCCGAAGUUGGAACUACACGGUUUAUGUGGUUAAUAUCAGUUUUCACUUGAACACAGGAGAGGACAAGAUUAAAGUCAAGAGAAGUAUUGUGGAUGAUCAAAGGUUGAUGAUCAGGGCCCUUCUAGUCUACAAUGCUACCAACAGUCCCAGUUUAGAAGGAAAGGUCAUUCAACAGAAGCUCUUAAAAAACAACGAUUCCCUGGGUGAGGGCUUGAGGCUGUAUACAGUGAAUGUGAGGCAACUGGGUUUUUGUCUUGCCGAUGAGGAUCCCAAAGGCUAUCAUUGGCCAGUCAUCCCACCUUCUGUGUACAUCUCUCCCUGUCCAGGGAAGCAAGGCUUUUAUGCUUCACGGACAUGUCACCGUGACCCUACUAACACAUCUUUAGUCUACUGGGGACCUCCUGAUAUCUCCAACUGUUCAAGGGAAGCCAGUGAAGUUGCCAAUCAGAUUUUAAAUUUAACUGGUGAUGGGCAGACCUUAACCUCAGCCAACAUUACCAGCAUUGUAGAACAGGUCAAAAGGAUCGUGAAUAAAGAAGAAAACAUUGAUAUAAUGCUUGGCUCAACUUUAAUGAAUAUAUUUUCUAACAUCUUAACCAGUUCAGACAGCGACUUGCUUGAGUCUUCUUCUGAGGCUUUAAAAACAAUUGAUGAAUUGGCCUUCAAGAUAGACCUAAAUAGCACAUCACAUGUGAAUAUUACAACUCGGAAUUUGGCCCUUGGAGUGUCAUCCCUGUCCCCAACAACAAAUGAAAUUUCAAAUUUUAGCAUCAGUCUUCCAAGCAAUAAUGAAUCCUAUUUCCAGAUGGAUUUUGAGAGUGAACAAGUGGAUCCAUUGGCCUCUGUAAUUUUACCUCCAAACUUAUUUGAGAAUUUAAGUCAAGAAGAUUCUAUAUUAAUUAAAAGAGCACAGUUUACUUUUUUCAAUAAAACAGGACUUUUCCAGGAUGUAGAAACCAAGAAAGGCACCUUAGUGAGCUAUGUGAUGGCGUGCAGUAUUGGAAACAUUACCAUCCAGGAUCUGAAGGAUCCUGUGCGAAUUAAAAUCAAACAUACAAGAAACCAGGCAGUGCCUCAUCCCAUCUGUGCCUUCUGGGAUCUGAACAAAAACGAAGGUUCUGGAUUUUGGAACACGUCAGGAUGUGUGGCACACAGAGAAUCAGAUGCGGGCGAAACGGUCUGCCUAUGUGACCACCUCACACACUUUGGAGUUCUGAUGGACCUUCAAGGCACUGCCUCACAGAUAGAUUCAAGAAACACCAAAGUCCUCACCUUCAUCACCUAUGUUGGGUGUGGAAUAUCUGCUAUUUUUUCAGCAGCAACUCUCCUGACAUAUGUUGCCUUUGAAAAAUUGCGAAGGGAUUAUCCCUCCAAAAUCUUGAUGAACCUGAGCACAGCGCUGCUAUUCCUGAAUCUCAUCUUCCUCCUGGACGGCUGGGUCACCUCGUUUCACGUGAAUGGACUUUGCAUCGCUGUUGCAGCCCUGUUACAUUUCUUCCUUCUUGCCACCUUUACCUGGAUGGGGCUAGAAGCAAUCCACAUGUACAUUGCUCUGGUUAAAGUAUUCAACACUUAUAUUCGCCGAUAUAUACUGAAAUUCUGCAUCAUUGGCUGGGGGCUGCCCGCCUUAGCAGUGUCGGCAAUUCUUGCAAGCAGAAACCAAAGUGAAGUCUAUGGGAAAGAGAGUUAUGGAAAAGAACAAGGUGAUGAAUUCUGUUGGAUCCAGGACCCAGUUGUAUUCUAUGUGACCUGUGCUGGCUACUUUGGAGUCAUGUUUUUCCUGAAUGUUGCCAUGUUCAUCGUGGUAAUGGUGCAGAUCUGUGGGAGAAAUGGCAAGAGAAGCAACCGGACUCUGCGUGAAGAGGUUUUAAGGAACCUGCGCAGUGUGGUCAGCCUGACGUUUCUGCUGGGCAUGACGUGGGGUUUUGCUUUCUUUGCCUGGGGACCCUUAAACGUCCCAUUCAUGUACCUCUUCUCCAUCUUCAAUUCAUUACAAGGCUUAUUUAUAUUUAUCUUCCACUGUGCUAUGAAGGAGAAUGUUCAGAAACAGUGGAGGCGGCAUCUCUGCUGUGGUAGAUUUCGGUUAGCUGACAACUCAGACUGGAGUAAAACAGCUACUAAUAUCAUCAAGAAAAGUUCUGAUAAUCUAGGAAAAUCUCUGUCCUCAAGCUCCAUUGGUUCCAACUCAACCUAUCUUACAUCCAAAUCUAAAUCCAGCUCUACCACCUACUUCAAAAGGAAUAGCCACACAGAUAAUGUCUUCUAAGAGCAUUCCUUCAACAAAAGUGGAUCAUUCAGACAGUGCUUCCGUGGACAAGUCCUCAUCAAAACUGACCCAUGCUGAUGGAGAACAGACAUCAAUCUUACCUGUCCAUCAGGUCAUUGAUAAGGUCAAGGGUUAUUGCAAUGCUCAUUCAGAUAACUUCUAUAAAAAUAUUAUCAUGUCAGACACCUUCAGCCAUAGCACAAAGUUUUAAUGUCUUCAAUAUAAGAAAGAGGAGUCAGUCUGUAGAGACGUGAAGAUCUGCAAGCAGUGAGAACUAUGACCAGCAGAUGUAAAUAUGCUGUUACCUAUGUAACUGCAUGUAUAUGAGGAAUGUAUUUUGUUGAGGCUUUUGUAAAAUUCACAGUUUCUCUUUCUAGAGUAUUUCUUCCAUGAGGGAAUUUCCACCAUCACAAACUUCAGUACUGAGGGUAGCAUAACUCAGUAGCCAUAGGGGAUACAGUGUUUUUAAAAUACGUAAUUGGAUUAGAUUAAUCAGAACUCAGGAGGGAGACAUUAAAAUUAGAGGAGAAGGGAGACGCAGAAGGGAGACAAUCUCCAGUUUAUUACUCAUCCACACCCCACCUCAUCGUAGUUAGGUUUGGAGAUAGCCACUUGCUCCAUUAUCUUUCUCAACAAUCAAAAGCAUACUAAUAUUUAUAACUACUCUGGGAUGCCCACAAGUCCCUUCUCAGUGCUGGUUUCUAUGAAUGCUGUAGCAUUUCCUCUUUUUCAGUGAAAUUUCAGCAAUAGAUACAAAAGAAUGUCUGACCUAAAGAUUAGAAAGGAACUUCUUAUUUUGUCAAAUGUUUAAACUUCAAAACCAUAAUUUGCUUAAGAGAAAAGGAAUUCCCAAAAUUUUGACCUUGUUAAUGAGAGACCAUGUAAAUUUCUACUAUUUCACUUAUUCAAUUAAAGACACAAGGCUUAAAUCAUCACCAUUAAUUAUAAUUUAAUCCCAUCCAUUUAGUCAAGUUUAGUGUUGACAUUCCCUUAAUGUGGAGGUCUCAGUACACUCUGAUUUUGCUCCUAUACUGUAUUUGAGCCCACAGGCUCAUGCAGGGAAUGAGAAUGUCUAUUUGGCAUGCUGUGUACAGAGUCUCUCCCAUAUAGGAAGUACAAUCAUUGAUACCCUAUGGUCUUGUCCUUGCUCUACAGACUUUUCCAUUUGCAGUUGAAAAGCCUCUUACUGCCUGUUCCAAGAGUUUUGCUCCAAGGAGUAUAAAUUUAGAUAUAGCAAUGACUUACCAUAAUCAAAAUAAUUUAUAAACAUGUGAGUCUACAAUUGCUAGUCUAUAAAGUAUUUGUACAUAAUAUAAGAGCCAGAAUAGGUCUGGCAAGAUAGAUGAUGUGUUAUUUAUAGAUUAGGUUUCUCAUACAAGCCAUGCAUAUUAAGCAGCCUACCUAAUUUCCAACUAUCCUGAGUAAUAUGCUUGCUAGUGAAUAUGUAAGGGGGACUGCAUUUUAAUUGUUGGUCAAUGAUGGAGUCAUAUCCAGUUUCUUAGAAAUUGGUCUCAGUACAUGCUCUGCCUUUGCAUUGAUUUCCUCUGGUAAUCUGGGAAUCAUCAGAUUCUGGGAGGUGAACAACCUAAGUGGUAAGAAGAUGAGAUACCUGGCACAGCCAAUCUGCCUAAAGGCUGAAGCCAGAACUGAAUACCUGGGAGCCUUUCCUUCUGUGUGAACAGGUAGCUCUGAGCCUGAGACAUUAGAGAACUUUCAGGCUAUGCAGCAAGCAAGGGGCCUUUCACUUUCUGCUGAUUUUCAGACAUGAAGCUAUUUGCCAGACUUGAAUGAAUGAUAAGAUAAUGUGCUAGUGUGUUUUUAUUACCAUUCCAUUUUGCAGCAGGCUGGAACACUGUCGCGGGAGACAUGAGCACUGCCCAGCUUGGCUUUCACAGGGGAGGGGUGUAUAUAGUAGGAAAGGGUAGUAAAUCUUAAGGUCACUAAGAUUCACCACAGUAGAGCCAAGUCUUUUCUUUAGGCAUAUCUAUUCACAGGCUGCUUAUUCUGUCAGAGGUUACAUAUAGAUGAAAAUUAAUCUUAAAUAGUUACUGAAUCUUCUUAUACUUUCCCCCAAGCCUUAGAGAUUCAUGAUAGAGUUUAAUUAGCUUUCUACUGUGAAAUUUCUACCCAAAGUGCCUAUUUAGUUAAUAGUAAUUAAAAGAUAGCUUCAGAAAUGACUUUGAUUUCUACUCAUAUUCAUCCAGAUCUGGGAAAACAUUUUUUUCACAUUUCAACACCACUUUAGAAAUGUCCCAGUAACCCGGGAAGGAGAAACGAACAGACAGCUGAAUAGUGUAUUUAAAAGACUGAGCCUAAUUCUACCCUCAGUUCGAGCAUAUAGUUCUCACCUUCAUUUUACCUCCUCAAAACAGAAUUACAGGAAUUUAGCUGUGGAGCCAAAAUUUAGUUUAGCCUAACUUUGAGAAUAAUACAGAUUCAGAUUAUUUUUUCCUUCUUUUUCCUCUUUUUAAACUGUCUUGUGUUUGAGUCUUAGUCUGAGAGCCUAAGAAAUUUUCCAUGUCACCAUUACUUGCAUGUAAAGCUUUUCUUUGUCCAUGGUUACACAGACUCUUUUGUACAUCUUUAUUUAUUUGUGUUUAUAAAUGUCAGUUUGUUUCCUAUCUUAGCUUUAUAUUGCCUGGCUUUGUUAUUUUAAUUAACUUUAUUGGAGAGACUGUAUAUAUUUUUUCUAAAUACAUUGUGAAAGAGUUCUUUGUAGCAAUAACUUUGAAUAUGAUGAGUAAAAGUGACUGUGAGUGCAAAUUAGAAUUAGUAGUAAGAAGCUACUCUACCUGAUUUGCCAUUUUACUUAAAUGGAAAUUGAUUUUCAAAUAAAAACUUAUGUUGUUUGUGUUC
This is a messenger RNA of Manis javanica (Malayan pangolin), 6811 nucleotides long. NCBI's taxonomy places the organism in Eukaryota, Metazoa, Chordata, Mammalia, Pholidota, Manidae. The record is from RefSeq and is a predicted model, not a curated record.